AUGAAUGCUCGUCUUUUAUUUACAGUAAAGACGCUGUGCAUUGCCAGACUGUGUACUGCAGUUUGUGGGCUAGACUUAGGGACCUGUAUGCUUCAAGGUGACCCUCAGCCACCUGCACUUUCUGAGGAUGGAGACUUUAUCAUUGGAGGGGCUUUUACCAUUCAUUACUAUGUGAGGACAGAGAAGCACACCUAUACUAGGAAGUCACAACCAUUAGAGUGCAGUGGCAGCAUGGACUUCAGAGAGCUGCGCUUUGCUCGUGCUUUGCAGUUCGCCAUUCAAGAGAUCAACAACAGCUCUGAUCUUCUGCCGGGCAUCUUUUUAGGGUACCACAUAUAUGACUCCUGUGGCUCUAUUCCAAUGGCAAUCAAGGUAGCCUUACAGCUUGCUAACGGACUAGAUCUUAAAUAUAACGACACUGACUCCUGUGCAAAAUCUGCCGCAGUCCUCGCACUAGUUGGAGAUUCUGCUUCCACGCCGGCUAUAAGCAUUUCAAGAAUAUUCGGUCCUUUUGGAAUUCCACAGGUGAGUCAUUACGCAACAUGCGCGUGUCUCAGUGACAAGCGACAGCACCCUACUUUCUUCAGGACCAUCCCCAGCGAUCACCACCAAGCCGCCGCACUGGCGCGGAUGGUCAAGCGCUUUGGGUGGACGUGGAUCGGGGCUGUGCGCAGUGAUUCAGACUACGGGAACAAUGGCAUGGCAGCAUUCCUGAAAGCUGCUGAGAAAGAGGGAAUUUGUGUGGAAUAUUCUGAGGCCUACUACAGGACCUACCCGCUCAGUAAACUUAAAAGGGUUGCGGAUGUCAUUCGCAGAUCAACGGCUCGUGUUAUUGUUGCUUUUGUGGCCGCAGGUGAUAUGAGAUUUCUCCUAGAAGAGCUGAGCAAACAGCCUCUUCCUCUAGUGCAGUGGAUUGGCAGUGAAGCGUGGGUUACAGACCCACAGAUGCUGCGGUUUAAUUUAUGUAUAGGAACGAUGGGCGUUGCGGUACCGCGAUCUGUUAUCCCGGGCUUUCGUAAAUUUCUACUUGACCUGUCCCCAUACAAGGUAUUGAAAUUUCCCCUGCUGACAGAAUUCUGGGAAAGCUCAUUUAGUUGUAGUCUAAAACAGCAGACAGGUCUUUCUACUGACAUGCCUGCAUGUGAUGGCACAGAGGACCUUGGCACGUUAAAGAACCCGUACACAGACACGUCCCAGUUGCGCGUCUCUAACAUGGUGUACAAAGCCACGUAUGCUAUAGCUCAUGCACUCCAUGGCACUGUCUGCAACGAAACGCAGUGCAACAAAAACAUCAAAGUUAACCCCCGACAGGUUUUUGAUCAACUCAAGCAAGCACAUUUUUCUAAAAAUAAUUAUUCGGUUUCGUUUGAUGCUAAUGGAGACCCUGUGGCCGUGUAUGAACUUGUAAACUGGCAGCUUCAGGAAGAUGGUUCAAUUGAUUUUGUGACAGUGGGUAAAUAUGAUGCGUCCCAGUCUGUAGGCCAAGAAUUCAGCCUGAACAGUGCUAUCAUUUGGUAUGAUGGCAGUGAAAAGGUGCCUGUUUCUGUGUGCAGUGAAAGCUGUCCUCCAGGUACUCGGAAGGCUGUAAAAAAAGGAAGACCUGUUUGCUGUUACGACUGCAUUCCAUGCGCAGAAGGAGAGAUCAGCAAUGAGACAGAUUCUCCAGACUGUGACAAAUGUCCACCUGAAUACUGGCCCAGUACUGAGAAGGACAAGUGUCUUCCUAAACCAGUGGAGUUUCUGUCUUGGGAUGAGAUCCUUGGGAUUAUCCUUGCUGCUCUCUCUGUUUCUGGCACAUUAUUGGCUUUAAGUAUGGCUUUAGUGUUUUAUAAAAACAGGGCUUCUCCAAUAGUGAGAGCCAACAACUCUGAGCUGAGCUUCCUGCUGCUCUUCUCACUGACUCUGUGUUUCCUCUGUUCACUCACUUUCAUUGGUCAGCCCACUGAGUGGUCCUGUAUGUUGCGUCACACAGCGUUUGGGAUCACUUUUGUUCUCUGUAUCUCCUGCGUUCUGGGGAAAACAAUAGUGGUGUUAAUGGCCUUCAAAGCUACACUUCCAGGAAGUAAUGUCAUGAAAUGGUUUGGGCCUCCUCAACAGAGACUCAGUGUUUUUGGUUUCACUCUUGUACAGAUUAUUAUAUGUGUGCUUUGGUUAACAAUAUCUCCACCAUUUCCUUACAAGAAUAUGCAGCACUACAAAGACAAGAUCAUUCUAGAAUGCAGUUUAGGGUCAGCUGUUGGUUUCUGGGUUGUACUAGGUUAUAUUGGCCUUUUAGCAUCCCUUUGCUUUGUUUUAGCUUUUCUGGCUCGGAAGCUGCCUGAUAACUUCAAUGAGGCUAAAUUCAUCACCUUCAGUAUGCUCAUAUUCAGUGCUGUUUGGAUCACCUUUAUCCCAGCUUAUGUCAGUUCUCCAGGGAAAUUUACUGUAGCUGUAGAGAUUUUUGCCAUUUUAGCUUCAAGCUUUAGUCUGAUUCUUUGUAUUUUUGCUCCAAAGUUUUUCAUUAUUGUAUUUAGGCCAGAAGAAAACACCAAAAAACAUUUAAUGGGUAAAGUACAAACAAAAUCUCUCUGA
This is a messenger RNA of Danio aesculapii, 2571 nucleotides long. RefSeq names its product extracellular calcium-sensing receptor-like. The transcript is spliced from 6 exons. Lineage: Eukaryota; Metazoa; Chordata; Actinopteri; Cypriniformes; Danionidae. Gene Ontology annotation, molecular function: G protein-coupled receptor activity. Gene Ontology annotation, biological process: G protein-coupled receptor signaling pathway. The record is from RefSeq and is a predicted model, not a curated record. Bases 1 to 2571 code for a protein of 856 amino acids. Gene Ontology annotation, cellular component: membrane.